Molecule: messenger RNA, 1331 nt
Organism: Darwinula stevensoni
Lineage: Eukaryota; Metazoa; Arthropoda; Ostracoda; Podocopida; Darwinulidae
Source: the annotation of a GenBank genome assembly
GCCAUUGGAAUUCCCUGUGCGGACAAACCAGAUUCCUCGCCAGAUUCCUGAGCAAAGUUUCUACACACAGCCCAUUCCAGGUAUCAUCAUGGGAGGGAUCCUCCCCUUUGGUUGCAUCUUCAUCCAGCUCUUCUUCAUUCUCAACUCAAUCUGGUCAAGUCAGGUGUACUACAUGUUUGGAUUCCUGUUCCUGGUUUUCAUCAUCCUGCUUAUCACCUGCUCUGAGACUACUAUACUCCUCUGCUAUUUCCACCUCUGUGCUGAGGACUACCACUGGUGGUGGAGAAGUUUCCUGACAAGUGGGAGUACUGCAUUGUACCUCUUCAUCUACUGUGUCCACUACUUCUUCACCAAGCUGGACAUCAAGGGGGGGAUCUCCACUUUUCUGUACUUUGGAUACACCUUCAUGUUUGUCUUUCUCUUCUUCCUUCUCACUGGAACCAUUGGCUUCAUGGCCUGCUUUUGGUUUGUGCGCAAAAUCUACAGUGUUGUCAAGGUGGACUGAAAAUAGUUUCUGCACUCUACAUGCACUGCUCCCAUGUGAUAAUCCAACAGCUGGGUGGUUUUUCUUGUUUAGCAUUAUGUAGUUUUCAUCUCAAAUGAAAAUUUCCCUCUGUGAAUGGCGAUCAGCUCCUCUCGUUAUAGAUUCAUAUUGAUCCCUCCCUUGGUUCUUGUUAUUUAUAUGCAAAAGUUUUGCACCUUUGUGGGCAUUGGAGCAGAGAGUGCUCUGUUUUGAAUGUGGUUUUCUCCCUUCUAUUGCGAUGGUGAUCAUGUGAUUAUGUUUUAAGCACUGAUGAUAAUCAUAGUCUUAUUGAAAAUUGAUUUGUAUUAUCUGAAUGAAGCUGCACAUAGAAGGUAGGGAAUUGUGGCUUUUGUGUUUUGGUUGUACCAUGGGAAUGAAAAGAGAAGGAGCAGAGAUUGCAGCAAUGCAAUCUGGGUUUCUAAAGGGCCCUCCUGGCUUGAUUGAUUCAGGACUUUCAAUGGCUGAAACAUGUUCUGAGUAUUUUGAUGGAGAUCAUUUCUUGGGGCUGAGCAUCUUAUUUUAAGGAGUAUACGGACAACAAAUCAUGUUUUCUAAAUGUGUUUUGUGCGAACUAUUAGAAUGUGAUGGCAAAGUACUUAAUACUGGAGAGAAUAGUAUAUAUUUUUUCAAGAUGAUAUUGGGUGUAAGGUGGUUCAUAUUUAACCCCAGCAUUUUCAAGUUCACCAUGUCUCCCACUCCUACCUGCUGCUUUGUGUCAGCUUAAAAUUUUGCUUCUUUCUUUGGUAUUCCCUGCUUCUAAUAGCUGAUCAUAUCCAGAGAAGGUGUGAAUAAAGCAGCACGUCGUGCC